Messenger RNA from Closterium sp. NIES-67, 971 nucleotides. Lineage: Eukaryota; Viridiplantae; Streptophyta; Zygnematophyceae; Desmidiales; Closteriaceae. The record is from the annotation of a GenBank genome assembly.
UACUUGGUGAUGCCUUUUGGCCUCACGAACGCGCCCUCGACCUUCCAAACGACCAUGAAUGGAAUUUUCAGGGAACUCUUGGACAAAUGCGUCAUCAUCUACCUCGACGACAUACUAAUCUACAGCUGCAGCAGGGAGCAGCACUUACAAGAUCUUGAUGCAGUCUUCAUGCUGCUGCACAAGAAUUGCCUCACCACCAAAGGGUAUAAGUGCAAAUUUCUUAAACACGAGUUGGAAUUUCUGGGCCACAUCGUCUAUACCGAAGGAGUGAAAAUCGACCCCAAGAAAAUCAAGACCACACAAGAAUGGAAGACGCCAAGCAACAUCAAAGAGCUCUGCAGGCAUACCACCGCUACCGGACACUACUUUAAUAAGCGCGACACUUCCCGCAUCUGGGUUUCCAGCUGCGAUUUACUUCGUACCCUUCUAAUCCAGGAAUCCCACGACAAUCCUACCUUCUGGCAUUUCGGAGUCGACAAAACCAUGAAGAUGUUGCAACGCAAUUAUUACUGGCCGAACAUGGCCGACGAUGUGCGCAAGUAUGUGUCCUCCUGCACCGCCUGCCAGUUUAUGAAAUCAUCCCAUCAGCGAGCUGCCGGACUCUUACAACCGUUGGAUCCGCCAGAGAGACCCUGGCAACAUAUCACGAUGGACUACCUGACAGGACUGCCGGCCGGUCCCAGCGGAAACGACGCCAUCCUCGUGGUCGUUGACCGACUCACGAAAAUGGCGCACUUCAUCGCCUGCCAACAGAAAAUUACAGCGGAGCAAACUGCCCAACUGUUCAUCGCCAACGUCAUCAGAUUGCACGGACUGCCCACCGCCAUUAUUUCAGACCGAGACCCGAAAUUCACAUCGAAUUUCUGGCGCCACCUGUGGGACCAAUUCGGCACCAUAUUACAGUUUUCCUCAGCCUACCACCCACAGACUGACGGGCAGACCGAAUGAGUCAACCAAACUAUGGAGCAACU